This is a messenger RNA of Danio rerio (zebrafish), 1489 nucleotides long. RefSeq names its product endothelin receptor Ba (gene ednrba). Gene Ontology annotation, molecular function: endothelin receptor activity; G protein-coupled receptor activity; nucleic acid binding. The record is from RefSeq and is marked validated. NCBI's taxonomy places the organism in Eukaryota, Metazoa, Chordata, Actinopteri, Cypriniformes, Danionidae. Gene Ontology annotation, biological process: regulation of blood pressure; signal transduction; vasoconstriction. Gene Ontology annotation, cellular component: membrane; plasma membrane.
AACCAUGCAUAGAAAACUAUUGCAAUAGGUUUAUUAAUGAUUUUGUAAUUCUAGCCUACAGACGGGUUGAUAUCUGUGUUAUGCUAAAGAAAACAGUGCUGACUGUUAAAUAGUCAUGCGUUUCCAAAUUAUUAUGGAAACAAGAUGCGUUUUUUGUUUUUUGUUUCUCCUGACUGAACACAUUGCAGUGAUGAGUGCUCAAGGAAAGGAUUUUAAUCAGAGUCGGCUUUCCAUGGGACCUUUGUCUCCAACUCAAAAAUCUACGAUUGUAAUAGGAAACCAGAUCAACGAGUCCAUGCCUCGGCGACCAAAAGUUUUGCCUCCUAUGUGUACAGAUCCCACGGAAAUCAGGGACACCUUCAAGUAUAUUAACACCGUGGUUUCAUGCCUUGUAUUUGUAGUUGGUAUAAUCGGAAAUUCCACGCUGCUUAGAAUCAUUUAUAAAAACAAAUGCAUGCGGAACGGUCCAAAUAUUCUCAUUGCAAGUCUGGCGCUUGGGGACCUCUUACACAUCAUGAUAGACAUUCCCAUCAAUGUGUAUAAGCUUCUGGCUAAAGAUUGGCCAUUUGGUGUUGGACUUUGCAAACUGGUUCCUUUUAUACAAAAGACAUCAGUUGGCAUUACAAUUCUGAGUUUGUGUGCACUGAGCAUAGACAGAUUUCGAGCAGUGUCAUCCUGGAACCGCAUCAAAGGCAUUGGUGUUCCCAAAUGGACAGCCAUUGAAAUCAUUCUGAUUUGGGUGUUGUCCAUUAUACUUGCAGUGCCAGAGGCCAUUGCCUUUGACAUGAUCACAAUGGACUACAAAGGAGAGCAGCUCAGGAUUUGCCUUCUGCACCCUAAGCAAAGAAUCAAGUUUAUGCAGUUUUAUAAGAAAGCCAAAGAUUGGUGGCUUUUCAGCUUCUACUUCUGCAUGCCAUUGACAUGUACUGCCAUAUUUUACACUCUUAUGACCUGUGAAAUGCUUCGGAAAAAAAAUGGAGUCCAAAUUGCACUCAGUGAUCACAUAAAACAGAGACGUGAGGUGGCUAAAACCGUUUUCUGUUUGGUGCUAGUCUUUGCACUGUGCUGGCUUCCACUGCAUCUUAGUCGUAUUCUUCAACGUACAAUUUAUGAUGAAAGGGACCCCAACCGUUGUGAGCUUCUGAGUUUCUUCUUGGUUCUUGAUUAUAUUGGGAUCAAUAUGGCAUCAGUGAACUCAUGUAUAAACCCAAUUGCUUUGUACAUGGUUAGCAAGCGCUUCAAGAGCUGCUUCAGAUCAUGUCUGUGUUGCUGGUGUCUGCCUCCUGAAAUACUAGCCAUGGAUGACAAACAGUCCUGCAUAAAGCUGAAGGUAACAGAGCGAGGAUCAGCCAUAACAGCCAUGUCUCCAACAAGUAUACUUCAAAUUAGGCACUGAUAUGCUUACAUGUAUCAAUGGCCAACAAAUUUACUUUAACAUUUAAUACUAUGCAAAUAAAACCAUGAACCAUAAAAUGGUGAUAUAAAAGGC